This is a messenger RNA of Cooperia oncophora, 188 nucleotides long. Lineage: Eukaryota; Metazoa; Nematoda; Chromadorea; Rhabditida; Trichostrongylidae. The record is from the annotation of a GenBank genome assembly.
AUGAGGAAGGUUUGUAAGGACUAUAUCACGGAGAAGUACUGGGAUAAACUCUACGUGCCGAGCAUCCCAAUAGUGAUGAGAAGGAAGGUUUACGAAGCAGUGGCUCCGCCGCACUCAUUUAUCGCAAUGGAUGACUACUCUUCUCCAAAGGAAAUGGCUGAGCAUUUGAUUCAGUUAGAGUCGGAUAG